AUGGCUCUCUUCGCAAAUUUUUUGACACUCUUCAUAGCCCUUCCCAACCCUGUGUUUGGUUCGAUAACGCCUUCAUAUGCCUUAACCAAAACAGAUCCUUCAAUCUCAACUGUUGCGCCCAAUCAAUUCUCGAGUGGUGUAGAAUGGGAUGAGAAAACAAAUGAAUUCAUUCAAAAGUAUCAAGACCUGAGACAGCUUCAUGAUUCUUUACUACGGAACUAUGAACCAUUAGCAAGAAGCGAAUCAGGAAAUUUGUUGCCGCCUUCAGAGAGUCGUAUGGAUUAUAAGGAUAGACGUUACAAAAAGCCAAGCUCCAAUCUUAUGACUCAUAGAAGAACUACCCCAACAAAUAUAGAAAAACAUAAAUAUGAUAUUCUGUCAAAGUUGAAGAGAAUCGAUGAAAAAUUGAAAAAAAUUGUCCCACAGGAUGGCACGAUGAGAUAUGAAGGCAAAAGAGUAUACACUACUGAUGAAUUGAAAUAUGUUGAAAGCAGGGUAAAGGAAUUAAAAAACGGCUAUGAUUACAUCUAUCUAGGUGACGGAAAAUUUGUAAGGGUAGAAGAAGAAACUUGUGAUCUCUCUGGAGUAUUUGGUAAGAUUAGAGCAUUUGACGAAGAUGGACAGACAAUUCUUUAUCAAACAGGUUGUUGUUUUUAUAAUUGGAAUUCGUUUUCUCCGGGGGAGAGUUCACUUUUAGAACAUAUUGUUUGGAUAACGGCCUGUUUGCCUUUGAAGGCUGCUUAUGAUCAUUUUACAGAAAAAACUUGGAAAAAGUUUGAAGCCAAGUUUUUAGAUGGGUUGGCGGGUUUAUGUUGA
Messenger RNA from Melampsora larici-populina 98AG31, 816 nucleotides. RefSeq lists its product as uncharacterized. Bases 1 to 816 code for a protein of 271 amino acids. The record is from RefSeq and is a predicted model, not a curated record. Lineage: Eukaryota; Fungi; Basidiomycota; Pucciniomycetes; Pucciniales; Melampsoraceae. The transcript has a single exon.